GAGGAGAUGGAUCUCAAGGUGCUCCAGUUCCGGAACAAGAAGCUGGCCGAGCGCCUGGAGCAGCGCCAGGUGUGCGAGGACGAGCUCCGCGAGCGCAUCGAGAAGCUGGAGAAGCGCCAGGCCACCGACGACGCCACCCUGCACCUGGUCAACCGCUUCUGGGCGCAGGUGAGGGGGCACACCUGGGCACACCUGGGCACACCUGGGGGGGGGAAAGAGGAACUGGACGCCGAGGUCCAGGCCCUCCUGCGUCGCUGCGACGGCGACGGGGGGGGAGGGGCCGGGGAGGCGUGGGCGGGGCCCGAGGAGGGCGCGGCCGCCCCGCCCCCGCCCCGGCUCAGCUUCGCCCCCGAGGCCGUGGCCAGGCUGGGGGGGGCCCUGGGCCGGGCCCAGCGGGGGCUGCAGCACCUGGGGGGGCACCUGAGCGCCCGCCCGGAGCUGCCGGAGCCGGGCCGGGAGCUGCUGCGGGAGCUGCUGCGGGAGCACCGGCGGCUGCAGGAGCUGACGCUGGCGCUGCACGAGAAGCACCAGAGGGAGGCGCUGCAGCUGGCCGAGCUGCAGGACAAGGCGGGCUGGGCCGAGACCAAGGUGCUGGAGCUGGGCACCACGCUGGAGGGGCUGCAGUGGGACAGCGCCAAACUGCGCAAGCGCGAGGGGCGGCUGGACCGGCACCUGGCCGAGGCCCUGGAGCAGGUGACGCACCUGGGGCUGGCCAACUCCCGCAUGGCCGAGCUGGAGAAGCUGCAGCUGGAGCUGCAGGCGGCCGUCAGGGGCCAGGAGAGGCUCAAGGUGGCGCUGCGCUCGCUGCCCGAGGAGGCCGUGAAGGAGGCCCUGGAGUACAAGGUGCUGCAGUCGCAGUUCUCGCUGCUCUACCACGAGAGCCUGCAGGUGAAGACGCAGCUGGACGAGGCCCGGGCGCUGCUGCUGGCCACCAAGAACAGCCACCUGCGCCACAUCGAGCACAUGGAGAGCGACGAGCUGGGGGUGCAGAAGCGGCUGCGCACCGAGGUGAUCCAGCUGGAGGACACGCUGGCCCAGGUGCGCAAGGAGUACGAGAUGCUGCGCAUCGAGUUCGAGCAGAACCUGGCGGCCAACGAGCAGGCGGGCCCCAUUAACCGCGAGAUGCGGCACCUGAUCAGCUCCCUGCAGAACCACAACCACCAGCUGAAGGGCGACGUGCAGCGCUACAAGCGCAAGCUGCGCGAGGUGCAGGCCGAGAUCAACAAGGUGGGCGGGGCCUGGCCCCCGGGGGGCGUGGCCCUGGAGGAGCUGCGGGGGCGCUGGCGGGAGCUGGAGGAGCGCGAGCGCCGCGAGAACAAGAAGCCGCCGUUCAUUACCCUGAAGGAGCUGCGGGGGCGCUGGCGGGAGCUGGAGGAGCGCGAGCGCCGCGAGAACAAGAAGCCCCAUAUUGCCCAGCCCCACGGAUGGCGGCCAUCUUGCCCCCUCCGCCUGCUGAUGGUGGCCAUCUUGCCUGCCCCACUCACUGCAGCCAUAUUGCCUAACCCACUUAUGGCGGCCAUCUUGCCCGACUCACUUAUGGCAGCCAUAUUGCCUGACCCACUGAUGGAGGAGGAGGCGCUGCUGUCGGAGAUGGACGUGACGGGCCAGGCCUUCGAGGACAUGCAGGAGCAGAACCUGCGGCUGCUGCAGCAGCUGCGCGAGAAGGACGACGCCAACUUCAAGCUGAUGUCGGAGCGCAUCAAAGCCAACCAGAUCCACAAGCUGCUGCGCGAGGAGAAGGACGAGCUGGCCGAGCAGGUGCUGGCCCUCAAGGCCCAGGUGGAGGCGCAGCUGCAGGUGGUGCAGAAGCUGGAGGAGAAGGAGCGGGGGCUGCAGAGCGCCCUGGCGGCCGUGGAGAAGGAGCUGAGCCUGCGCUCGCAGGCGCUGGAGCUGCACAAGAGGAAGGCGGUGGAGGCGGCGCAGCUGGCCGAGGACCUGCGGGCGCAGGGGGAGCACGUGCAGGCGCGGCUGCGGGAGCUGCAGCUC
Molecule: messenger RNA, 1986 nt
Organism: Lonchura striata (white-rumped munia)
Lineage: Eukaryota; Metazoa; Chordata; Aves; Passeriformes; Estrildidae
Source: RefSeq, a predicted model, not a curated record